AUGUCACAUCACACAACAGAUAUGAAGCACGCUGCUCUCUUAAUCCUCAUACUCAACAACUUCUGUGUCUUCUCACAGAUUCCCCAUGAAAUGACCUACGUAGUGGGCUGUUUUGUCCAAGGCCUGACAGAGGUUCAGUUUGAGUUUGAUGGCGAAGAGUUUUUAUAUGCCGAUUUCCCAAAAAAAGAGAUUGUCUACACUGUUCCCAAUUUUAUUUUUCCCGAUCCGAGUCAUGUUUUGGUGGGUUUGAGUAUCCUUAAAGAUGCUUUGGACAACAGGAACUGGUGUUUACUAAUUACAAAAAUUGCUGCAAUGGAAGAGAAGUAUCUGCCAGAAGAAAAAGACCCUCCAGAGAUUGUCCUCUUCUCUUCUGACAAAGUUGAGCUGGGAGUAGAAAACAGCCUGAUCUGCUUUGUGAAUCAUUUCUACCCACCUUCCAUCAAUGUUACUUGGACCAAAAAUGGCCAUCCGGUGCCAACGGGGGUGUCAGUCAGUCGAUAUUUCCCUAAUAAAGAUCAAACCUUCCACCAGUUUUCCACUCUGACAUUCACACCGAGUGAAGGAGACUUUUACAGCUGCACUGUGGAGCACUCGGCACUGGAGACACCCCAAACAAGAAUCUGGGAAGCUGAGCUCAUGAACAGUGAUCAAAGUCUUGGACCAGUUAUUUUCUGUGGAGUGGGAUUGAGUCUGGGCUUACUGGGAGUCACAGUCGGAGUAUUUUUCUUUGUAAAGGGACACCAACGACAGUAA
Pelmatolapia mariae (spotted tilapia) is the source of this 753-nucleotide messenger RNA. Its product is annotated as H-2 class II histocompatibility antigen, A-U alpha chain-like. Gene Ontology annotation, cellular component: membrane; MHC class II protein complex. The record is from RefSeq and is a predicted model, not a curated record. The transcript has 4 exons. Gene Ontology annotation, biological process: antigen processing and presentation; immune response. Bases 1 to 753 code for a protein of 250 amino acids. Lineage: Eukaryota; Metazoa; Chordata; Actinopteri; Cichliformes; Cichlidae.